CGAAGCCAGUGGAUCGAAGUUGCCCAGUCUAACAGCGUUUAUAGCGACUUAUUUAGCCUAUAUUGCAUUUUGACAGAUUUGAACGUAACCCAGAAGUUAAAUAUACUCUUUGGAUUUGUUUUACUUCUUUGGGGGUUAACACUAUGGCAUCUGUUCGAAGAAUGAACCUAAGUCAUGCCCAACAGCAAAAACUCCUUGCAGAGAACAGAAGGAAAGAGAUUGCUCGGGAAGAUCAGCUAAAGCGAAUCAACCAGGAACGUGUGGUGGAGGCUAACAUGUCUAGUGAAGAAAGGAUAGAAAACAAACGGUUUCUGCGUAGACUUCACCAGGAAGCGACUGAAAGAGAAAUGGACGAAGGAAUUAAAAAACAACAAGAACGAAAGAUUCUUCAGGAAAGACAACAAGAACAGGAGGAGAGACUGGCCAAGGAGCUUGAAAAGAUGAAGCUAGAGAGUCUUCGUGACCAGAAGCUGACCCAGCAGAUACGAGAAAACAGUGUUGAAUUGAGGGAACUUGAAGCCAAAUUAAAAGCAGGAUUUAUGAAUCGUGAAAGAGCAGCUCAACUGGCUGAGAAGAUGGCCAUGAAGCUCGAUUGUCAGAAACGGGACGACGAGAUACACGAAAAGAUGAAAGAAGAAUACAAGCGAGCACUAGAAGUGGAGCGAGUCAAAGAAAAUCAACGCUGGGAAGAAAGUGUCCGCUAUCAGGAGCAACUCGAGAAACAACUGGCUGAAAAGGAGCGCCGCAAACAGGAGGCUUAUGAGGAAUUCCUGAAAGAAAAACUCAUGAUUGAUGAGAUUGUGAGGAAGAUCUAUGAAGAAGAUCAAAGGGAGCUUGAAAAUAGACUGCAGAAACAAUUGGCUACUCAGCGGUACAUUCAAGAGUUCAAGACGAAGCGAUCUGAGUGGAAAGCGCACGAGCGUCGCUUGAUGGAGGAGGAGAAUGAACGUAUUUUGGAGUUUGCAAAAUUGCAGCAACAUCGCGAGGAAGAGAGAAUGGAGAAGAAAAAACAACAAGAGGAGAGUAUGGCAGCCGUGCAAGAGAAGCUUUCAAAACAAAUUCAAGAAGAAACUGAGGCCAGGGAAGAAAUGGAAAGAAUUCGAACAGAGCUGUAUCUUGAGGAACAAGAAGAAAUGGAGAGACAGAAGGAAAAGAUGGCGAUUGAAAACAGGCUCCGCCAGCGGUUGGACUUGCAGAGCACGCGCAGACAGCAACUUGAGUUCAAGGAGAUGAAGUUACAAGCUGAGAGAGAGGAGGAAGAAGAGUUCAGAAGAAAGAUGCUCGAGAAAUUCGCUGAAGAUGACCGAAUCGAACAAAUGAACGCUCAGAAGAGGCGAAUGAAGCAACUGGAACAUAAGAAAGCGGUAGAAAAACUAAUCGAAGACAGGAGAGUCCAGUUCCAAAGAGAAAGGGAAGCAGAAUUGGAGGCACGUCGUGAACAAGAAAGAAUGGAGGAAUACAGAAGGCAAAUCAUUGAAAGAGAAAGACAAAGGAUGCUGCGAGAACACGCUUCUAAACUUCUUGGUUUCUUACCAAAGGGUGUAUUACGUGACGAAGAAGAUCUUGAGCUGUUUGAUGAACAAUUUAAAGACGCUUACCGAGCGAGAAAGGUCGACUACUUUGAUGAAGAUGACGACGGAAGUUAUUAAAGUUAACUUGUUGAGAAUAACAAUUAUCAUACUAGAUUCUAACACAUUUUUAAUUUCAAACACUGAAUACGAAUUUCUUUCCCCAGAUGGUGUCCGAAAAAAUAUGGUUUGGUUUUUUAGUGAGUUAGAGAAAUGUGCUUGUGGUGGUUGUGGUAAAGUAUAUUAAUUUGAAGGAGUUAGUCUAAAUGUAAGUAACAUUGUUUAGCAUCUUUUGUAAUAAAGAUAUCCAACCAAA
Messenger RNA from Stylophora pistillata, 1884 nucleotides. Its product is annotated as meiosis-specific nuclear structural protein 1. Gene Ontology annotation, cellular component: motile cilium. Gene Ontology annotation, biological process: cilium organization. The record is from RefSeq and is a predicted model, not a curated record. Lineage: Eukaryota; Metazoa; Cnidaria; Anthozoa; Scleractinia; Pocilloporidae.